Porites lobata is the source of this 2945-nucleotide messenger RNA. NCBI's taxonomy places the organism in Eukaryota, Metazoa, Cnidaria, Anthozoa, Scleractinia, Poritidae. The record is from the annotation of a GenBank genome assembly.
AUGAGGAUUCAUGGAAUUAUAACAAAAAUUCUUUUUAUAACCGCACUCACAGAAUUUUACGUGGAGACAAUUUGCGACGGUGAGCCUCCAAGGACAGUGAAAUGUCCUCCACAAUUUGUCAUAUCAACGGUUUGGGCCAGUUAUGGACGCCAUCUCCCAGACACGUGCAUCGAGGGUGAUCAACAGAUUAACACCACGUGCCAUGCUAAUUAUGAGAAUACGAUAAGUUCCGUGGAAGAAUCAUGUGACGAUUCCAACUCUUGCACAUUGGUAUCUAGCAAAGACGAGUAUGAGGACCCACCCGAAUGCAAAGGUGUUAGAAAAUAUUUACAGGUGUAUUACCUUUGCAAGUCAGGUAAGGUUUGAGAUAUGUUAAAGACCGGAUUUCAUCAUAUUGAAGAUGUUUCCUCCCCUUUCCAUCCAAUAAAAUGCCCUUCUUCGACGUGGAAAUUAAGCAAGCGUCCCGGACGCUAAGUAGAGCAUUUACGGUAACCAAAUAUUUGGUUGCACAAGAUGCUUCUACAUGACAUUACAAUUUCUUUUCUUCAGCGUCACAGAAAACCACUGGAUAGUGGAUCGGUUUGGACAAAAAUGACUCUUUUCGGGAUCACCCCAUGUAAGUGAAUCUAAGACAGUCUUGGAUUCUGGAUUCCUCGCCGUGGAUUCCAGAUUCCAGGUACUUGAUUCCAGACUUUGUCAGCGACUUGGAUUCCGGAUUCCAAUCUUUAGUAGGAUUCUGCAAUCCUUAAGCUGUAUUCCGGAUUCCAAUGAACAACAUUCCUGAUUCCACAAGCAAAAAUUUCUCGGAUUCCAGAAUCCACAUUCCCUUAGAUGGGGCGAUCGAGAGUUUAAGUUUAUUAAUAACUGUUGUAGUUAAUCUUCAACUUUACUGUUUAUCAUUGCUGAACAGAAUUGAUCACGAAAGCCAUCUGUGAGUUUAGCCCGCCGGAGAAUGUCACCUGCCCUGAAGACCAGACAAUAAAAGUAGUGGACGCAAACUAUGGACGAAAAGACAAGUGGACUUGUGGUGACAAGUUAGCUGAAAACGAUAGAUGCCUGUAAGCAAUCUAAACUAUCAUCACAUUGCUAAAAUAUUUACUACGAAACAAUAACAAACUUGAUAAGAAAUAGAACACAAACAGUGGUGAUAAUCAUAUUCAACUUACCCAUUUUUAGAAACUUGACGUUUCGUAUGCUACUCAACAUACAUUUUCAAAAGUACCGUUACAAUUUUGAAAACUGCCGAGACUAAGCACAAAACUUAAAAGUUAAUCUAUAGAUUUCAAAAUUGUAACGGUACUUAAACGUCAAGUGUAUAAAAUUGGUAAGCUGAAUAUGUUUAUCUACUAUGGCCCAAGAGCAAUAACAAACUUAUCCUCGUGUUUUUUCUCCAAUUCUGGUUUUACUUGGAGAGCCAACCAAUCAUAUUAAAAUUGCUUGAUUCAUAGUCAUGGGUUUGCUAUCGUUGUUCACCGAAUUAACCUCUGAAGUUCAGGAAAGUUGUGUGCGAGGUGGCGGAAGGGGGUGUGGUAGGUGAAACUGCCACUCCUAUUUUCUCCUUGCAUCUAUUCCUAAUAAAGUAAACAACUGAUGGAUUUUAACACGAGGUGUAAAGAUGCCGAAUGUUUGCACUCGCUUUUUUGUUCUCAGUUUAAUUAAGACGAGUAGAAAAAGAGUACAUAAAAGAAGUUAGAAAAAAGAGGAAAAAAGCAUUGUAAAAACGACGACUCUAGGGCACCUAAAUUACUCUCCCAGCUAGAGGGCACUCGCUCAGAUUUGCGAUCGCUCGACAAGGCUGUGCCUCCCCCCUUCCCCGCCUUCAAUUAAAAAUGUCAUAUAAUCCCAUAUUUUUGACCAGUGAAAGGUUUUUAUGGAGUGGUUAUAGUCGGUUAAAGGCGGAAUGUGCUAGUCGUUAAAUGAGCAACUUUCUCCCAAUUCUUUCAAUUAGUUCCUCUAAGUCUACAGACAUGGUGAAGGAGAAAUGCGAAGGCAAAAAUUUUUGCGAGCUUGAAGCUGCGAAUGAGGUGUAUGGAAAUCCAUGUGGACAGACUCACAAAUAUCUGGAGGUCAACUUUCACUGUCAAGCGGGAAAAAAUAUCAGUAAGUUUUUUUGUGUUAUACGUGGGGCAACUGGUGGUCGAUUCAGUAAUAAUGCUGCAUGGUCAUGUUUGUUGAAGCACUAUAAAUCAACGGCUUGUUGGUGGAGGUGUGUGUGGCCGAGCGGUCAACACCUCGAACUCCAGAUCUGGAGGCCCUGGGUGUAGGCCUCGCCCAUCGCGUUGUUUCCUUAGACAAGGAACUUUACUCCACUUUGUCUCUCUUCACCAAGAUGUAUAAUUGGGUACCGGCGACAUACUGUUGGGGGGUAACGCUGCGAUGGAUUAGCAUCCCGUCCAGGGGGGGGGGGGAGUAGCAAUAUUCCUAGUAAUGCUUCAUGCUAAGGAAACUGGGAUAAGCUCCGUCCGUUUGGACCUUUGGUUCAUGAGCUCCCUUACCCCUUUUACCUUAUUAUUUUCCACUGUAUCUCAUGCUACUGACUUAAGCUUUGGUACUGCUACAUUCUCCAUCUAUUUCAUGAUAUUUUUUAAAAACUUUAUUUAUUUUUUAUUUUUAUUUUAUUUUUAUUUUAUUUUUAUUUUUCAUUUUUUAACAUCUACUGAAGAAGGCUGGAUUGGCCAGCGGAAAUAUCGUUUAAGAAAGUUUAUGAUAUACGUUGUUUCAGUUUUGCAGUCGUCUUUAGACUUCUCCUUUUUAUAAUGAUAUUUGGAAACUUUUUGGACUAAACACUCCCCAAAAAAUCCCGGUUAAAGCUGUUUAGAAAAUCGGCAUAGCAAAGUUAUUUCUUUAUCAUUUGUUAAAAUAUGAUUUCUUUUCCAUAAUUUCAGAAGAAGUUAGUGGAGCGAGAAAAAGCUCAGACUUACAUAUCACGCCCUUUUAACAGGUAA